UCCUGCUUCCCUCCCAGCAGAGAGCGAGUCAAUUUAUGGAAUGAAAAGGAGACUCUUUAAUGGUUCCCAUCAAAACCACUAAAAACAUCAUCGCACCGGCUGACUUUGGCGAGGAUUCCUGUGGCGGACUGCGACCUAAACAAACACGGAGAGACACUUUCAGGGGGGGGUUUCAUCAGGGUCUGAACUUCCCAGGAGAGAAGAAGUUUUCCCGACUCUUCCUCGAUAUACAGGAUACUUUGGGAAAAGGCGACAGAAGCGCAACGCUUUUAUUUCGUUAACCUCUUUUAUUUCCACUGAAGCGAGUUCGGUGGUUCAUGUUUACAAAUGUUAGCGGUCGGGCAGAUGGACGCUAACCGGCAGAGUGCGUUCGUUCUGGGCAGCACCCCGCUGGCGGCGCUGCACAACAUGACCGAGAUGAAGACGUCGCUGUUCCCGUACGCGCUGCAGCAGAGCCCGGCGGGCUUCAAGGCGCCCUCGCUGGCCAACCUCAGCUCGCAGAUCUCCGGUGGGACCCCGCACGGAAUAAGCGACAUCCUGGGGAGACCCAUCACCACCGCGGGGCAGCUACUGUCCGGCUUCCCGCGGAUAAACGGCCUGGCGACCACAGCUGCCGGGAUGUAUUUCAGCCCUGCAGUGUCCCGGUACCCGAAGCCGCUGGCCGAGCUGCCCGGCAGGGCGCCCAUCUUCUGGCCCGGUGUGAUGCAGGGGGCCCCAUGGAGGGACCCGCGGGUUCCUUGUCCAACUCAAGGUAACAUCAUGGUGGACAAAGACGGCAAGAAGAAACACUCCAGGCCGACAUUUUCCGGACAGCAGAUUUUUGCUCUGGAAAAAACCUUCGAGCAGACCAAAUAUCUGGCUGGACCUGAGAGAGCCCGACUGGCCUACUCUUUAGGGAUGACCGAAAGUCAAGUCAAGGUUUGGUUCCAGAACCGGAGGACCAAGUGGCGGAAGAGACACGCAGCAGAAAUGGCCUCGGCCAAGAAGAAGCACGACUCUGAAACGGAAAAAAUGAAGGAGAGCUCGGACAACGAGGAUGACGAUGAGUAUAACAAGCCGCUGGACCCCAACUCUGACGACGAGAAAAUCACGAGACUGUUGAAGAAGCACAAGGCCACCACCAACCUGGCGCUGAUCAGCCCCUGCAGUAACAGUUCGGACACCUUGUGAUACCGAAGGGGUCCGCCGGAGACCUGUCCCACUCAGUUCUCACAUGAUAUAACAACAUGCGUCUGACGGGAAGCGCAUUUGUUUUGUUUUAUUUUGCUCAGGCAGAGAAAAUGCCAGAGGGGCUUCAUCUAAACUGGACACACAGAGCUCCAGAACUCCUUGUCCGAGCUGAAUUUCAAGAAAAAACUGAGACCAAGUUUCUUUCAGUGCAGAGGACAAUAAAACUGAAGAAGAAAUUUGCCUUUUUUCCAAUGUAAAGUGGGACUUUUAACAGCGGCAGUAAAUUUAAACACAAUAUUAAAUCCGGAUCAGUGCGAGUCACUCAUUUAUUAAACAACAAUAACCAUAAAUUUUCAAGGUACUUCAAGAUAUUUGGUUUGCUCAUAAUGAUUUUUUCUUUAGACAUGGUUCCAGAGAUACACCAUUCAAGCUUUUCCUGGCUGAUACCAAUUGUUUUUCUUAGGAAUAUAACACAUAAAAAAGAAAAAUGUUCUGCUGCUUCUUUGAAAAAGUUUUCAAUCCAACAGAAAACAGAAAGAUCAUCCCUAUUUAUGCAUUAAAUCUUUUUUCCCUAACUAGAAAUGCACCAAUCAGUAGGCCGGAGAUUGGAAUCAGCCAAUUUUUCAUUGAGCGGCUCUGAUUGGUGAUCAGCAAAUACAAAAAAGUCUGCUGUUCAUUAAAUGCAUCAAAACUAAGAAUUCCUACUUUUUUCGGACUAAACACAUCAACCAACAGCAUGCACCUUUUCGAGUUUAAUACACAUCAGAUAAAGGGCAGGGACAAAGGCUUUGCUACAUAAAUGAGGAAGUCUUUUUAAAAAUAGAGAAAAAUUGGCAAUAACCAGGAAAAGCCUGAUCAGUGCAACAAUAACCUAAAUUUCCAAUUUAGUUCAGGAUUUUCGUUCUUUUGCUCCUAAUUAUAUUCAGAUAAUAAAUUCUGGAUUUAUUUCCUGGUCCUUUUUUUGUUUUAAAGUAACUUGUUUUAGAUCAGAUUUAGUAGUUUUUUUACUUUAAGCCACAGUAACCAUCUGUUGUGAGCUCUGACUUUUUUUUUCCCCCACACCGACUCCAUGCUGAUCCGGAUCCCAGACGCAUGUUCCCAGUGGCAGGUGUAAACGAGGCCUGUGAGGCUUCUAAAGUUCACUUUAACCAGGGUAUAUAUAUCUGCUGUGCUAAAAAAGCAAGAUAAUUAUGUCUCUAAAUGUAGGAGGGGGGUUCUGUUUGGCUUGAGUGAAGUGAGAUUGUAUAUAUUUUUUACUGGAUAACUUAUGUUGGUUCAAACUGCGCGCUUAUUGUCUUUCUCCCACUUCCUCAGCUAUAUGACCAGCUGUUUAAGUUUUUAAUCCCUGCAGAGCCAUUUUCUCAACCUUUAAUUGAACUCUUCACGCAAAUAAGUGCAGUCAAAAAUGAAUGCUGUAAAUAAUCACCGUAAAAAGGAGGGGGAAAAAAAGCAUUUUUCUUUAACAUUUUCCUUUGUUUUCACUCAGAAGAGUUUGGGUUUUACCUCAUCAUGCAGUGGGGCAGAAAACUGCAGCAUCUUUAAUUAGGUUGAUCUAAAAAUAAAAGUAUUAUUGCUUCCAGGAAGAAUAUAGGAAGGAAAAAAAAAAAGACUUUGUAUUAUGAAUAAAUUAUUUAACAAGC
Girardinichthys multiradiatus is the source of this 2810-nucleotide messenger RNA. It is a transcript of the gene nkx6-2, whose product is annotated as NK6 homeobox 2. Gene Ontology annotation, molecular function: DNA-binding transcription factor activity, RNA polymerase II-specific; RNA polymerase II cis-regulatory region sequence-specific DNA binding. Gene Ontology annotation, biological process: regulation of transcription by RNA polymerase II; cell differentiation. The coding region runs from base 328 to 1170 and encodes 280 amino acids. The record is from RefSeq and is a predicted model, not a curated record. Gene Ontology annotation, cellular component: nucleus. The transcript has 3 exons. NCBI's taxonomy places the organism in Eukaryota, Metazoa, Chordata, Actinopteri, Cyprinodontiformes, Goodeidae.